This is a messenger RNA of Mizuhopecten yessoensis (Yesso scallop), 2394 nucleotides long. RefSeq names its product innexin unc-9-like. The transcript is spliced from 2 exons. The record is from RefSeq and is a predicted model, not a curated record. The coding region runs from base 82 to 1287 and encodes 401 amino acids. NCBI's taxonomy places the organism in Eukaryota, Metazoa, Mollusca, Bivalvia, Pectinida, Pectinidae.
AUAAGUGGUACGUACACAUGAAUAGUCUGGCUAUAGGGUUUUACCACUGAUGGUGUCUGCACCCGUUCGACCAUUCCUGGGAUGGGACUCUUCGACGACCUAACCGGGCAGGCGAUUUCCAUCUUGACCUUUGACGUAAGUGACGACACGUUUGUUCAACAGACUAACCGGAAGUUGUGUUUGGCAUUCUUGAUUACACUUUCAGUCCUUGUAUGUGGAAGACAAUAUGUCGGCGAGCCUAUCACCUGCUUCUGUCCGGCACAAUUCGAGAAAUUCCAUGUGGCAUAUACAAACAGUUUCUGUUGGAUAAAUAACAAUUACGCCGUUCCUUUCAAUGAAAUACUUCCGGUUUCCGAUGAAUCCCGAGAGGACCACGAGAUCUCGUAUUAUCAAUGGGUCCCACUUAUUCUUGUGUUUUUAGCAGCAAUGUUUUACAUGCCGAGAUUGUUUUGGAAGGGAAUGUGUGGACAUACAGGUAUCAAUAUAAAGAAAAUUCUACUCAUGUCAAACGACGCCGCUUACAUGACCCCUAAAAGGCGUGAUGAACACAUUGAAGUGGUGACAUUAUACAUUGAUAAAUGGAUAGACAUCCGGGAUGGAAAGCCAUCAGCCAAUCGUCGAUUCAAACGGAUCAAGGAAACGCUCCAUGUUCGUGGAAUCAACUCAGGAAACUACCUGUCGUUUAUCUACAUAAUUACAUGUCUGUUUUACUUCCUGAAUACUGUCUUGCAGAUAUUUCUGAUAAACGCCUUCCUUGGCAAUGACUUUAUGAGCCUUGGGCCUGACUUUGUCCGCGGAAUUACUGCCAAUCGAAAAUGGGAGGAUUUGAGAAGAUUUCCCAGGGUUGCAUUCUGUGACAUGAACAUUCGACAACUUCAAAAUGUCCAACGAUGGACUAUUCAAUGUUCUCUCCCGGUCAACUUAUUCAAUGAGAAAGUCUUUAUUCUACUAUGGUUCCUACUCAUCACCAUGUCAGUUGUAAAUGGUGUAUAUUUUGUGUAUAAUAUCAUCAUGACGUUUCUUCCGAAGAGGAAGAAUAUGUACAUUCGGAAGUUUCUGGAUUAUACCAGAUUUCCCGCAGAAAUCCGAAACAGUGCAAAACUACUUGAUGUGGAAAAGAGUUUUGUUGAGUCAUAUUUAAAACAUGAUGGCGUGUUUAUUUUAUGGUUAGUAAGUCAUAACACAAGUCAGGUCAUAGGGUCCCAGCUGGUGGAGAGACUCUGGAUAAAUUAUUGUAAAAAACCGUACGUACAGAAAUUCAUGGCCAUAUGUGACAUAGAGGCGUAGUCAAACAAGAGUUACCCUUUCUUGUGUUCCGGAAAUAAAGGAGUUAUCCUUCUUGCUUUAUUAAAAACCACUACAUUAAUUUAUAAUGCGGUCUAUUAGACCUUCACAUCGUCUUGGUACAUAUACUGUUUCCGAGAUGUGUCGUUGGUAAUCUAUGAUGUAAGAGGAUAUUUAGAAACGAGACGAGGUCGUCUUGUAUUUUUUUUCUUAUUUGAUUAACAAACGUAAAGAUAUCCGCAAGACAUCAAGUUUUCAAAUGAAACUUAGUCAGAGCGGAGUUGUCGCCCCUUACACAGUACAUUUUACACCCAGGCUAGUACAUUAUACACUCGUGGUUGGUUAUAAAUAGACACGUACAGUAUUUAUAACAUCUACCAUUUAUAUAUUACAUAUUUCUUUUGACGUUUAUUUGUUUCAAUAUUCUAAUAAAUGGGAAUCUUUUCUAAUUAUCAUUUCUCUUAUAGUUUUCAUUGCUUUUAGUAAAAUACCAAGUUUAUUGUGUAUAUUGCUCCAUUUGGCAAGAAAAGAAAAAACCAAACAAGAAUACAUGUAUAUUUGUGAAAACGUUUGUUGAUUGAUAAUGAUAUGUUCACGUGCAAAUAGCAAUGAAACAAAAGCAAUUAGUUUGUAAAUUCUGAAAAGGUGAUGGGUUUUUUAUUUUCUGCUGAAUAUCAUUCAUAUUUCACGUUUUGAGUACGGCAGAUUACCGAUAUUUUUUUAGAGUGCGAAGCACGAAAUGAAACCGUCGGUCGUAGGGCCAUUUGUUAAUGAACGUUACUAGUUCCGAGCUGUGGUCAGUUGUCCGGACCUGAAACCAAGGAUGAGCAAAUUAGAAUUGAGGAAAACCAGACCAUAUGUCAUAUUUAGAAAUUAUAUUUUGUAUAUUAGAGUUAAGUUAGUUAUUAAGUCAGAAUAACCUAAAACUUAUUUCCACACCAUUUCUUAAGUUAAGAACAUCACGGAAUACGCAAGGAUCGUGGCAGUUGUCUAAUAAACACACAUGCAAAAUAAACGUGAAAAUGUACCUAAUUAUACGCGAAUGUAGCACAAUUCAAGCAUGAUUUGUUAAACUAAUUUAAAGACUACUUUUAAGAGCGAAGUGUAUUG